Sitophilus oryzae (rice weevil) is the source of this 5560-nucleotide messenger RNA. Its product is annotated as serine/threonine-protein kinase 10. The coding region runs from base 316 to 4488 and encodes 1390 amino acids. The record is from RefSeq and is a predicted model, not a curated record. Lineage: Eukaryota; Metazoa; Arthropoda; Insecta; Coleoptera; Curculionidae. Gene Ontology annotation, biological process: protein phosphorylation. Gene Ontology annotation, molecular function: ATP binding; protein serine/threonine kinase activity. The transcript is spliced from 25 exons.
UGUGUUUACGGGGUGAGGAAAUGGUAAAAAUUGGCAUGGCCGCUGGUGUCUGUCGAUUAAAAAUAUACAAAAAGUCCGAUAAAUAUACGUUGAAGCGUAGGAGUGCGUAAGGUUCCGGGAAAAUUUGGCAGGCGUUUUCCGAACGGCGUUGAAACAAUACAGUGCAACAAGACAACAUAAUACUGAAAAAAAUGAGAAAACGACACAGAAAAUUUGGAUAAUACCUAGUGAAGUGCUGGGAUGUGGUAGUGUAGUGUUUUUAUAGUUUAUAAGAGAUCAAACUUCUAAGAAUAAUAGUGACUAACAAGUGUCAUCAUGUCUUUUUUUAACAAUAUCAAAAAAGUGUUACAUUUCGGAGGCAAUGACGCGAAAAAGAAGAAAGUGUACAACAAUGUGCGUAUGGAGACUGAUCCGGAGGAGUACUGGGACAUGAUAGGGGAGCUAGGUGAUGGAGCUUAUGGCAAAGUUUAUAAGGCCCAAAACAAGCAUACCGGCCAGUUAGCCGCUGCCAAAAUGUGCCGGUUAGAUGGUGAAGACGACCUGUCUGAUUUUAUGGUUGAAAUUGACAUUUUAACGGAGAUUAAACACACUAACAUAGUUGAAUUAUUGGAAGCUUUUCAGAAGGACCAACAGUUGUGGUUGUUGAUAGAGUAUUGUGAUGGAGGUGCCUUAGACAGUAUAAUGGCCGAACUUGAGAAACCCUUGACUGAACCCCAAAUUGCUUACGUGUGCCAGAAUAUGAGCAAAGGACUGCAUUUCCUGCAUAAAAGUCAUGUGAUACAUCGAGAUUUGAAGGCUGGGAAUGUCUUGUUGACUAUGGCUGGAGGUGUGAAGCUUGCUGACUUUGGGGUGUCAGCCAAAAACAAGUCCACCCUUCAAAAACACGAUACAUUCAUAGGAACACCAUACUGGAUGGCUCCAGAAGUAGUGCUUUGUGAAACCUUCAGGGACAAUCCUUAUGACUUCAAGGUUGAUAUAUGGUCCAUGGGCAUCACGUUGAUUGAGUUCGCCCAAAUGGAACCUCCAAACCAUGAAAUGUCACCAAUGAGGGUACUGUUGAAGAUCCAGAAAAGCGAUCCUCCAAGACUGGAACAGCCGUCAAAGUGGUCAAAGGAUUUCAACGAUUUUAUAGCCAGGGCGUUGAUCAAAGAUCCCCAGAAAAGGCCGACGUGUGAUGAAUUGUUGAAGCAUCCCUUCAUCAACCGAACUUUGGACUCGAAGCCUGUCACCGAUCUGUUGCUCGAGUACAAGGCUGAAGUGGUUGAAGAGGAGUUGACAGAUGAUGAUCCUGAGGACAACCGAAUAUCUCAAGUGCCUUUGGACAUAGAGGAGGAUGCUGCAUCGGUGCAGAGCAAUGAUACAGAACAUAAAGAAUCCCUUGUACCGACUGGAGAAAAAGAUGAUAAGAAAGUCGCUGUACCUGCUUCUAUACCUACAGAAAAGAAAACACCUUCAGCGGACAAGAAAGAAGACGCCCACCGCCGAUCCUCCCACGAGAAAGGUCCAGCCCCUCCGCCACCUUUCCAAUCGCAGACCUCGACGGAGAAAGAAAAAGGUCCGGCUCCGCCUCCUCCACCCACUGUGGUACCUCCUCCACCUAUGGAAGUACCUCCGAGCGAGAAGAAGCCUGGACCGUCCUCCUCGCAGCCUCUGGCCGUGCCCGUUCAUCAGGCGGCGCAAGAGGAGGGAAGAGCGCCUAUACCGCCUGCUCCUGUUCUUCCAUUGAACUCGGUGACGUUGCCCACGCCUCCCGCGUCGCCUGUCACGCCCCCUGACACCCCUCCCGAGCAGAGAGUUCCUAUCAGGGUGGCAGAUAUUCCUUUACCGCCAGUGCCAGUUAAAGAUGAAACUAGAGAUCAUCCCGAAGACGCUAACAGGUCAUCUAACAUAGCCCAGGUCAAGAGGGCUUUGGAAAAUCAGUUAGGAAAACGCUUAUCUCAGGAAAAACCUAUGCACAGUGUAGGUGAUAAUAUUGUUACAGUCAACAGCUCGACUGGUACUACUCCAGAAGACAGCAUGAGCUUCGUUGUAGUUUCCACUCCACAGUCUGAAAGGAGCAAAAAUACGUCUACUAUAACUAUUAAUUCCGAUUUACCUGAUCCGUCCAAUAGUUUAGCUUCAAAUAUUAGCCAGGUAACCGUGGUAACUACCCAUCCUCCAGUUAUAAUAGAUAAUUCCAUGACCAUAUCGCGGACUUCUUCGACUUCUCCAUCUAAUCACAGUUCGAGCGAAGUCGUCAUAGUGGCCAACGAAACGAACAAAACUCACGUCGAGUCUUCGGACGAUGAGUUCUGUCCGUCCUUGGACUCGCUGGAGUACCCCCCUCCUAGUGAGUUCAGAGAUAAGCCGCCGGUGCUGAGUUCCAAAGGCAAAAAACUCGAUGAAAGCGAGGUAUUAAUAACAGAUUCCAGUUACGUCAUCAAUGACUCUGGACUGGAUGUUUCCGACAAUUCAAGGCUUUUAGACACCAGUCAUGUGUCAGUUGUCAAAAUUGACGAAGAAAAAGUACAAGUUAAGGAUUCUACGUCUUAUAUCAUAGAUAAAUCGGGUGACACUUUCAGAAGUUCGACCAGCGAUCUGUCAAAUGCCAGUUCCGGGAAAUCGGGCAGUACUAAGAGCGACUACGGAGACGAUACAAGAGGUACUUCAAUUAUCUUGGAUAACUUUAAGAUGAACGGUAGGAUCAUCCACGCUCACAACAACGAUAGAAAUGCCCUCAACGGUAAAAUAUACAACGAUAACUACGAAUCAGCCACCAGCGACAGGUCUCACAGCGAUUGUGGCUCGGUGAGAAGCACAGAUUCCCAUCAGAGACCGCCAGUAUCAGUCAGCAAGUCUGACAUUGAAAGCAUUUCAAUCGCCAGUCAUGAGAGCAGAGGCAGCAACGGAAAAGAUUCAGUAAAGAACGACGAUGAGAACGAAGACCAAGCUGUCAUUCUCCGCAAGCCGCCGAAAACUCAAGCUCAAACCAUCGCCAUGAUGAACAGAAAGACUAGAAAACGUACCAGGAAAUUUAUCAUAGAUGGCGUCAUGAUCACGACCACAACGAGCAAGGUUAUAUACGGAGAUGAAGAUAAUCCUCAGUGGGAUCCGCAUAAUGACAGGAAACAAGAACUAAGGGAACUGAAGUACUUACAGAAACAGGAGCAGAAACAGUUCCAGGACUUGGCCGCUAAAGAGAAUCUUGCUCUGGAACAGCAGGAGAGAAAGUUUGAGCAGGAGAAGCUUAAUCUGGAAAGGACGUAUGAAAAUGAUUUGGAUUUGCUCAGUAGGCAACAAAGAUUACAAAUAGAAAGAGCCGAAGCUCACCAGGACGCCGAUUUAAGAGCCACAUCGAAGAAAAUAAGAGGCGAACAAGAACGCGAGUUAAAAUUGUUCAGAGAUGGUUUGAAACAAGAAUUGAGGCUUCUCAAGGCUGAAGUGGAUAUGAUGGCCAAGGACAAGCGCAAGCUGGAAUUUAAAGUGCGCAAAGAAAAAAUGGACGCAGAACACGCCGAAAGGGAGAGGACAUUUUUGGAGAGGCUCAAUGAGAACCAUGAGAGUUCUUUGAGGAGAUUGAGCGACUCUCAUAGGGAAAAGCUGGCUUUGAUGGAGAGGCAGUUCUUGCAGCAGAAACAGCAGCUAACCAGGACGAGAGAGGCAGCAUUAUGGGAGAUAGAAGAACGCCAUAUCCACGAGAAACAUCAACUAAUGAAGCGUCAGAUCAAAGAUAUCUUUAUUUUACAGAGGCAUCAAAUGUUGACGCGUCACGAAAAAGAACAGGACCAAAUCAAACGGCGAGCUCUGAGAAAGGAAGAAGAAUUAUUGAAGAAGCAACAAACUGAAAAACGGAAUCUUCCCAAGAGGAUAAGGAGCGAAAUGAAGGCCAGAGAAGCCAUGUUUAGAGAAUCCAUGAGGAUAUCCGUAAUGGGAGCGUCUAGCGAUCCGGAAUUGGAGAAAAACAAAUUCAAAGAGUUUCAAGAAAAGGAAAAGAAACGUUACCAGGCUGAACAACAGAGGUUUGAACUCAAGCAUAAACGACAGCUGGAAGAACUCAGGGCGAUGAGCGAGGCCACUAUAAAAGAACUGGAACAGCUACAGAGUGAGAAAAAGAAGAUGCUUGUAGAACAUGAAUCUUUGAAGCUGAAACAGAGGGAAGAGCAAUUUACUGUAGAGCUAAAAGAAUGGAAAGCGCAGUUGAAGCCCAGAAAACAGCGUCUGGAAGAGCGCCUCAUGAUGUCCUUCAAGUCCUGCAAGUACGUCGCCUACUUACCCAGACUACUCCUGGACGGUUCCGGUAGUUCCACGGACUACGACUCGGUAGAAAUCUCCGGGCCCGUCUCCGUACCCUCCAGCCCGUUCACGACGCGCAGAACCACCGCCUGGGGGCACCAACGAACCUGGAGUACCGGCGUGUUGCGGGAGAGUACCAGCACGGACUUCGUGGGCCGGGUACAGAACAGGGUGGAGUUGAAGGAGAGAGGGGAUAUUGACGAUUCGGCGGCUUGAGAAGGGACUGGGUGGUUCUAAACUGGAGGAGACCUUCAUGCAACAGCUGGAGGAACAGGAACGCAUCUACGGCCCGAUGGGCGCGCCCUUGACCUUACCCCCUGACCUUACCGACCUCAACACCGAUUCCUGCAGCAGAAUAGGCUUGAGUUCGACCAGGAGCAGCCUUAGUUCAAUGUCGGAAGGCUGAACAUCUGACAUAACCCAAAAGAUUCAACAUUUUUUGGAUACUUUGUUCGAAAGGGUUCAGUAAAGGAAAGGGUUCAACCUUAGUUCAAUGCAUCUAACAUAACCUAAAAAUGUUUUCAUUAAAAAAAGGGUCGAAUUCAGGGUAUGAUUGGCUCAAAGCAAGAAGAAAGCACGUAUUUAAGAGUUAACAUUUAGGGUAUUUUUAUUAUUAUUGUUUGGUCCAAUCAUACUACAUGAUUCUUGAAGGAUAUACAGGGUGGUUUAUUGUUGCGAUAAAGUUCUGUCAGGUUUCUGUUUGAAGUUUUAAAAGUUAAUUAAUAGAUCGAAAAAAAAAACAGCGUCAAAGAGGUCUUGGAAAUCGUCAUUUCCAAGCCAAGUUGACGCCGUUUUUUUUUGUAAUACAUAAUUAUAGUUUUUAAUGAACGUUUUUUUAAAUAUGACAUUUUUGACAGUUUUUCUUCUAUUUUUAAUGCAUUUCAAUUUGAAUAACUGUAGAGCAGUGUCUUUUUCAAAACUACAGAGUGUGUUAGAAAGUUUGCAACAAAUGGGAACACUUUUUAUUAUUGAAUUAUUGAAAAAAAAGUUAUAUAGAAUUUCUUAAGCGUGUUUAAUGAGGAAACAAAUUAUUUUGACACAUCAUGUGAUAACUGUCAUGGUUUCAAAAUAUAAAAAUAUUCUGUACGUUUGCAAAAAGUGGGGUUAUGUGACAAAAUACCAGAAAAAAUCAAAGAAAAUAAAAGUUGUGAAAAGAAAAUAUUCUACGUUUAUGUACCUAGUUUCAUAAAUAUACAGGGACUUUCAAGCCAUUGGUAUUUUUAAAAAUUCCAUUUUUUGUGUUACACAAUAAUUAUUUACAGAAACAUGAAUAAAACAUAUUAUAUUG